Messenger RNA from Achroia grisella, 1764 nucleotides. Its product is annotated as NADH-ubiquinone oxidoreductase subunit 8-like. Gene Ontology annotation, cellular component: membrane. NCBI's taxonomy places the organism in Eukaryota, Metazoa, Arthropoda, Insecta, Lepidoptera, Pyralidae. The record is from RefSeq and is a predicted model, not a curated record. Gene Ontology annotation, molecular function: 4 iron, 4 sulfur cluster binding; NADH dehydrogenase activity. The transcript has 2 exons. Gene Ontology annotation, biological process: mitochondrial respiratory chain complex I assembly; mitochondrial electron transport, NADH to ubiquinone. Bases 46 to 798 code for a protein of 250 amino acids.
GCCAAUAUAUAAAUGUCACUUUAUGUUGUGAAUAAAUAAAUUACAAUGUUUUUGAGAAGUACAAAUAUAGAACGUUUAACUUGCAGUCGAAGUAAAAUUAUCACUUGUCUUGUACGUGGCAGUAAAGGGGAUUGUUGUGAUCCAUAUGUAGCAGAUAGCCCCCCGUGUCCGCCAUAUUCUCCUGGCCCACCUUGCCCCCCUAGUCCUUUGUGGCCUAGUUCACAAUAUCCACCGUUCUACUACUGUCCCCGAACAAAGUAUGAUGUAAAAUUUGUUUAUGUGAAUGAUAAGCCACCGAGUACCAGGUUCAAAGAUUUUAUUGACCGAGCAUCACAGAUUUUCUUUUGGACUGAAAUAAUAAGAGGAUUUGCCGUGACGUUGGCACAUGUAUUUAAAGAGCCUGCAACUAUUAACUAUCCAUUUGAGAAGGGGCCACUGUCGCCCCGAUUUAAGGGCGAGCAUGCGUUACGUAGAUACCCAUCUGGAGAGGAACGUUGUAUAGCAUGCAAACUAUGUGAGGCUAUCUGUCCCUCACAAGCGAUCACAAUCGAUGCUGAAGAGAGAGCGGAUGGCUCUCGUAGAGCGACCCGCUACGAUAUUGAUAUGACCAAAUGUAUUUUUUGCGGUUUCUGUCAGGAGGCAUGCCCCGUAGAUGCGAUUGUUGAGGGGCCAAACUUUGAAUACUCGACAGAAACGCACGAAGAGCUUUUGUAUAAUAAAGAAAAAUUACUCUCAAAUGGCGAUCGUUGGGAACCUGAGAUAGCGAGUAAUAUCAGGGAUAAUCACUUAUAUCGUUAGGCUUCAGUCUGCUUUGCUACUUAGUACCAGCCUAUGUCAUUCUUGUAUUACUUAAUUCUUUAACUCACCCUGCUUGUCUAGAGUUAUUGGGUCAUUCUGACAUCCUUGUAUAGUGUUUUCUAUUUAUGUUUAUCUUAUUAUUCGUUUACUUUAAUAUACAUAAUAAACAUUGCUUGGUUUGUACACUAAAGUCAAAUCUUAUUAUAAACAGUAACAGUAGUAUUGUAAUAAAAGUAAUAAUACGUUAAACACACUUAAAUAGAUACCAAUAUUAUUAAUGUAAGCAGGAAGAGUUACCAUGAAGUUACAUGUACUUAAUUUUGUCAUCGAUCUAACCUUCUUAGAGAAUAUAUUUAUAAACUAAACCAGAAAGAUUAAAUGAGUACAGCGUACCUGUGUUUGAUAUAAAACGAAUGUCAUCGUAAUAUAGCGAUUUAAAUCUGAUUAAAAGUUAUAAUAUGAAUUGGUAUUGAAUUAGAAUUGACUGUUUCACUUUUACAGUAGGUAUAUUUAGAUAGUAUACUUAGUGUAGGUUCCUGUAAGGUAUGUUUAUUAUAAAAUAGAACUGAUUUUGUAUUUACUCAAAGGACCCCUAGGUUUGCUAUAAAAUAGAACUGAAUUUGAAUUUAGUUAAACGACCCCUACUUUUAUAUAUCUGUAUUUCUUGUCCAAUUAACACAAAGAAAGGUUUUCCAUUAAGAGAAAAUAUUCGCAUUCUACUUGUGAAAAUUACGUUGAAAUAACUAUUAAACGUAUUAACGUUGUUGUUUAUUUAUGUCGUUCCAAACACCAAGAGCUGAAACAUAAAAUAAAAAUAAAGAACGAAUUCUAGAUUGUCAUAGGCAGUUUCAAUAUAAAAUAUGCGUAUAAAGUUUUUCUAGAUGUAUAUCUAUAUAUAAUAUAUAACCUAGCAACUAAUAGUGACUAGAAGAAAUUAUAAAUUAGUUGAUUUAUAUGAUUUUUAUG